UUUGCCGCACUACUUUCAGCGCACGACUGUGCUUCGAGAGUCGUUAGCGUGAUGCGUCGCGGUCAGCUGCCGUGAAGAAAAGAAAAAAUCAUCGUGGAUUGUCGCGGAGACCUACCGCGCUGCUGCCAGAAUGACCCAGUACCUCCCACCGAAUCUCUUGGCGCUCUUCGCUCCUCGAGACCCCAUCCCGUACUUGCCGCCGACGGACAAACUGCCCCAUGAAAAAACGCAGGGGACGUAUACCGGCGUAUCGAAGUACUUGAAUUUAUUCGAGGACCCGAAAGACACACCACCUCCGACGCGCGUUGAGACCCGAGAAGAACGCAUCGAGCGAAAGAGGAGAGAGAAGGCUGAGCAAGUGGCCUACAAACUAGAGCAGGACAUCGCGCUUUGGGACCCUUACAACAACAGUUCAGGCACCUUAGACCCCUUCAAGACUCUCUUCGUGGCCCGGAUUAACUACGACACUUCAGAGUCAAAGCUGCGCCGAGAGUUUGAAGUGUUCGGCCCAAUCAAAAAGAUUGUCAUCGUGCACAACAAGAUAACCGGCAAGCCCCGGGGCUACGCCUUCGUCGAGUAUGAACACGAGCGGGACAUGCACUCGGCCUACAAGCAUGCUGACGGGAAGAAGAUUGACGGGCGCCGGGUGUUGGUCGACGUGGAGCGGGGACGAACAGUCAAGGGCUGGCUGCCACGGCGUCUGGGAGGUGGCUUGGGUGGCACACGUCGUGGUGGCCCUGACGUGAACACCAAGCACUCUGGCCGUGAGGACUCUCGCAUGGAUGAACGGUACAUGGAUCGAGACGGUCGAGAUCGUGAGGAUCGAAUGGUACGUGGUGGUGGUGGGGGUGGCGGCGGCGGCGGCGGAGGCGCUGGUGAACGUGACCGGGAACGUGAACGCAGACGCAGCCGCAGUCGAGACCGGGAGCGCAGGCAUCGAAGCAGCAAGGAUGAUCGUGAACAACGUCGCGAGCGGCGGCGAGAUAGGCCUGACCGGGAACGGCCUGAUCGAGAGCGGCCCGAUCGGGAACGGCCCGAUAGAGAGCGUCCUGAUCGAGAACGACCUGAUCGAGAGCGGCCAGAGAGGCCGGAGCGGGACCGUUCAGAGCGAGAUCGGGGCGACCGGGAUCGCGACCGCCGGGACCGUGGCGACCGUGCCGACCGGGCCGAUGACGGCGGUGGUGGCGACGUGCCUGGGGAGCGCGAGAAACGUCGCCGGAGCAGAAGCCGGGAGCGAAAACGCAAGCGGAGCCGCAGCCGCAGCCGUGAGCACAGACGCCGGCGGGAGCGCAAUGGCGCCGAUCGAGGCAUUGAUGGCAUCAAGCAGGAACCGUCUGGCGGCGGCGAUCAGCAGCAGCAGGAUGGCUUUGCAGAAGACAGCAGGUCGGCUGGUGGACCAGGAGGCAACUACGAGUCCGCCAACGCCGAGGGCUACAACAGCGGCCCCGACGGAGGGAGUGGCUACAACAGCGAGAGCCAGUCAUCGUUCAAGAUGGAAAGGACCGAAGAGUACAACUAGGCUGCGGCCUGCCAGUGGCACGGACAGGUUUUGUCUUGUCUUGGGAUGCACUACCAAGGUCUCCGUCGGAGACGGGCUUCUGGAAGGGAGCGUGUGUGUUGCCUGCCUGCUUGCUCCUUCUCAAGAUUUCCUUUUCUUUGUAUACCAUGAACUCUGUUCCCUUCCUUGACAGACAUCAUUUUACAGCUAUCAUCCAUCAUUGCAAGCAUGCUUUUGUAUUAUUUUUCUUUUUGCCGUGUGACUUCCUGCUGCCCGAGUGCAUUUCACAAGAGCUGUUUGCACCAGCACGUUUUCACAUUGAACAGACUAGCUAACCACUUACGAUAGAAUUGCAUCAUUAAUGCUGUUCAAUAUUUGUUUGAGGAGAAAGUGAGCUGUUGGAUAAAAAGGGGUAGAUUCCUAAUCACAUUCGUCAUAGUCGUCUCGCAAGAAGCGUUGGUAAGUAGGAAGCCUCUCUGGAGGUAAGUGUCGUUGCAGGAGGUUUGAGAGCUGAGCUCGUAGAACUGAAUUUAUUCUUGAGGGAGCAUGCUGGGCUGUGGUUUCUUGCACACCAUGGUCUUGUGACUGGUAAUUGAGAAGCCCAAAUAAAUUGACGAUACGUCUUCCAA
Messenger RNA from Dermacentor andersoni, 2127 nucleotides. Lineage: Eukaryota; Metazoa; Arthropoda; Arachnida; Ixodida; Ixodidae. The record is from RefSeq and is a predicted model, not a curated record.